Messenger RNA from Eucalyptus grandis, 2372 nucleotides. Its product is annotated as L-type lectin-domain containing receptor kinase IX.1. NCBI's taxonomy places the organism in Eukaryota, Viridiplantae, Streptophyta, Magnoliopsida, Myrtales, Myrtaceae. Gene Ontology annotation, molecular function: carbohydrate binding; ATP binding; protein kinase activity. Gene Ontology annotation, cellular component: plasma membrane. Gene Ontology annotation, biological process: protein phosphorylation. Bases 263 to 2251 code for a protein of 662 amino acids. The record is from RefSeq and is a predicted model, not a curated record. The transcript has a single exon.
CCAUCCUAGAAGUUGGACGACAUUUCGUCGGAAGAUAGCAAUGAUACCAUCCCCACCAUUUGACUUUUCCUCUUUGUGACUAAUUUAUCCAUUUGACUUAAGCAGAAUUCCAGGAAACAUCGUAGAAGCUGCUUGAUCUAUGAUUGCUCGCCGUGUCCGGUCAGCCAUAAGGCAUACUCGGGUUCGUUAUAAAGCCCCCUAAUGGUAACAUAUUGAUCUCGCAAUCUGGUGGAUCUGAUCCUGACCAAAACCCCUUUUUAGUAUGCCGCGCGCAACUUCCCAUUCUCUUUUGUUGCGUGCUCGCUUGUUCUUGUUCUGCCUUGUCAGCUGUCCUUUGAUCCCCUCCGUUGCUCCUCUGUCCUUCAGCAUAGGUAGCUUCGACACCGAUUUGAGGGACAUACUGUACGAGGGUGUCGCGACGCUGGCAUAUGGAUAUGUCGAUCUCACCACGGGCACUGCUCCGCCGCACUUCACGGUGGGCCGGAUCCAGUAUUCCAAGCCCGUCCGCAUAGGGGAUCCUCUCACGGGGCGGCAAGCAGACUUCUCGACCCAUUUCUCGUUCACCAUCGAGACUGACGGCUCUGCUCAGUACAGCGACGGCAUCACAUUUUUCCUCGCUCCUGCGGGGAUCUCGAUCCCACCCAACUCAGCCGGCGGAUUCCUGGGAUUGUUCAACGCGAGCACAGCUAAUGAAGGGCCUCGGAACCAGAUUGUCAUGGUCGAGUUCGACACUUAUGUGAACCCAGAGUUCGAUCCCCCGGUGCACCACAUAGGAAUUAAUACGAACCGGCCCUCCUCACUCGUUUAUGCCGGCUGGGAUCCUGGAUUGCACAGCGGGAAAGCAACCGAUGUUCUCGUGACAUACAACUCCACGAGCAAGAACCUUAGCGUGGUCUGGUCGUUCGACGACAUACCGGUUUUCCAGGGUGAGAGCUAUUCCUCGCUUUCUUGCCAAGUCGAUCUUGCGAGUGUCCUUCCCGAAACAGUUGUGAUCGGGUUUUCAGCUUCUUUUGGCUUCUUUGCGGAGAGACACAGCAUCAAUUCAUGGGAGUUCACAUCGAAUCUGGACACAGAUAUGCCCCCGUCGAUGGAUAGAUUGCCACCAAAGGGGGUGAAAUCCAAGCCUCACCGGUUAACGAUGCUGGUCACGGUUCCCGUGGCAUGUCUUUUGCUGGUGAUCUCUGCAUGGUCUUGCUUUGUCGCCGUCAAGAGGCGCGAAAGGUAUGGUUUCCAUGCCCUCACUGACAUCGACAAAGAGAUGGGCGCUUUGCCUACGAAGUUCACUUAUCAGGAGUUGCUCACGGCAACCAAGGGCUUCGCAGACGAUCAAAAGCUCGGUGAAGGCGCGUCUUGCCAAGUCUAUAAAGGGUUCUUGAACCACUCAGGCCGCCAGGUCGCCGUCAAAAGGAUCUUUGCAGAGUCCCAACACUCUGAGAAGCUCUUUGUCAAUGAGUUGAAGAUCAUCAGCCGUACAAUAUACAAAAACCUGGUGCCGUUCGUCGGGUGGUGUCAAGAGAGAGGCAAGUUCUUGCUCGUCUACGAGUACAUGCCCAACGGCAGCCUCGACCAACACCUCUUUGGGGCCCGGAGAAGCCUGCCGUGGGAUGUGCGGUAUAGAGUGGCUCUUGGCCUUGCGUCCGCCCUCAACUACCUUCACGAGGGGCUCGAGCAAUGCGUGCUCCACCGGGACAUAAAGGCAGCCAACGUGCUGCUCGACACCAACUACACAACCAAGCUCGGCGACUUCGGAGUGGCCAAGCUCGUUGACCCCCGCUUCAGGUCUCAGAUGACAGACGUGGUUGGGACUUGCGGGUACCUGGCGCCAGAGUACUUCACCAGUGGGAAGGCCACGAAGGAGUCCGACAUGUUCAGUUUCGGCAUCGUAGCCCUGGAGAUUGCAUGUGGCCGGAGGAGCUACGAGGAUAGAGUGGGCCGGGUUGUGUUGCACAAGUGGGUCUGGGAACUCUACCUUGCCGGAAAUAUCCUCAGCGCAGUCGACGAGGCCUUGGGCUCAAGGUUCCAGAGAGAGGAGAUGGAGUCCCUGAUGAGGGUGGGGCUGUGGUGCGUGCACCCAGACCCUACGAGAAGGCCAAGGGCGGGGCAAGUGAUCAGGUUCCUCCAGCUCGAGGACUCAGUCCCCGAGCUGCCACACGACGCAUUCGACGGCCCAGUUUCAUACCGGCCAUCAGCUUCACAAUUAGGAAUACUGGAAUCUCCAUCUCCUCCUCCUCCUCAAGAAUCUGUCAAUUGAGCAAGACAAUUCCUGGCUCCUAAACCUGCACAUUCUGCUACAUCAACCAUAUUUUGUUUACAAUCUAUUUUGCCUUUGCCCAAUUGUUGGCUUUAAGUUGAGCACACCACGGGACUUGGUA